Molecule: messenger RNA, 486 nt
Organism: Drosophila sechellia
Lineage: Eukaryota; Metazoa; Arthropoda; Insecta; Diptera; Drosophilidae
Gene: TotB
Product: Turandot B
Exons: 2
Coding region: 33-452 (139 amino acids)
Biological process (GO): immune system process
Source: RefSeq, a predicted model, not a curated record
CUUGCACUUGCAUUCUAUAAAGUCCUUUCAAAAUGAAUUUUAAAACUGCUUUGAUCUGUUUCGCACUGCUCCUGAUUGGAACGCUAUGCUCGGCAUAUUCCAAUCAAGAACGUCAACGUGACAGUCGUAGGGUUGCUGAAAUUAUGCGAACCUCCUUGGACGACAAUACCAAAAUCAACCGAAUCCAGGAGCUACUUACCAUAUACAAUCGCAUGGCUCCUAGUUUGAGACCAGAUGAAAGGGCGAGAAUCGACAGAUUCAUAAGUCGACAUACGGAAGGAAUCAUCGUCGAUGGAGUACCCAGUCAAGGUGGUGCUAGGAAGAUCUUUAAGAAGACUCUGUCUCCGGCUGCAAAGAGCGUGGCAACUGGAUUCUUUACCGAACUCGGUGCAAGUCUUGCAAGCCUAUUCACUAGCUGGUUUCCAACCACCACCACAGAACGAAACCAUUGAAAUCGUGGACAACUUUCUUGUAAUUAAAUAAAUU